AUGGGCAACUUACCUCGGAGUCGUGUGGCUCAUCAUCAGCGACCUUUUACGUAUUGCGGUUUGGACAUAUUUAGACCUAUGGAGGUCAUAGUAGGUAGACGCAGGGAAAAAAGAUACGGUGUCAUUUUCACGUGCUUAACGUUGUGUGCAAUCCACAUUGAGACCGUUGCCUUCCUUAAGACACAUUCUCUAAUCAUGGCACUUCGUCGGAUGGCAGCGAGGCGUGGAUGGCCGCGUCACUUGUACUCUGACAAUGGUACCAAUUUCAGAGGCGCAGACAAGGAACUCCAACGGACUAUGCAGGACCUUGACCAGGAAUACCUACGUAGCGUAGGUGUCAACAACGGGAUGGAUUGGACUUUCAUCCCCCCCGCCAUUCCUCGUUGGGGUGGGGCGUGCUGCUGA
Molecule: messenger RNA, 405 nt
Organism: Parnassius mnemosyne (clouded apollo)
Lineage: Eukaryota; Metazoa; Arthropoda; Insecta; Lepidoptera; Papilionidae
Source: the annotation of a GenBank genome assembly